AUGGAUUCCCCCAAGCCAGUAGCGUCAAAGCUUGACUCUGAACAUCUCAAGUCAGAGCUCCCCGUCUUCACGCCCCUUCCAUAUACCCUAUCGCAAAUACGGGACGCCAUUCCAUCUAAAUUUUUCAUCAUAUCAACUUCGCGCGCUCUAACAACCCUGGCACGUGAUAUAUUCAUGGCCGCAUUCUUCUUCGUCCUUGCUCUUUACAUCCCCUCUAUCCAGCUCUCAUACCCAUUUCAAGUUUACAACCCCCUCGUACGCGCUGCUGCAUGGGUCGGGUACUGGUGGUUUCAAGGUCUCACACUUACCGGAAUAUGGGUGCUCGGACACGAAUGCGGCCACGGCGCGUUCAGUCCCUACACGUGGUUGAACGACAGCCUCGGAUUCAUCCUUCACAGCUUCCUCUGGACCCCCUACUUCAGUUGGAAGAUCGGCCAUCAUAGACAUCAUAUGACCCAUGCCAGCAUGGAGCGCGAUGAGGUAUACGUUCCCAAGACACGCGCGAUUUUAGGGAUACCUUCAAAGGAGUUAGAAGAGGAGCAUGGUAUUGAUUGGGAGGAUUACUUCGGCGACACGCCUAUUUGGACGCUAAUGAUGCUCAUCCGGCAACAGCUGCUCGCAUUUCCGGCGUAUCUGAUGUUUAACGUAUCGGGUCAACCACACUAUCCACCAAAUACGAACCAUUUCUCACCCUCCUCUGUAAUCUUCACGCCAGAUCAGCGGAACGCUGUUAUUCUCUCUAACAUUGGCAUUGGGACUAUGAUUGUCCUCUUCACCGCUGCUGUGCGUCAAUGGGGAUGGUGGAACGUCAUGGCGCUCUAUGGUAUACCGUGGUUUGAAGUCAGUCAUUGGUUUAUCAUGAUAACUUACCUCCAUCACACUGACCCCACCCUACCGCACUAUCGCGCUACAAAGUGGACCUUUUCUCGCGGUGCUGCUGCGACCAUCGACCGACCAUUCCUCGGGUGGAUGGGUAGAUGGUUUCUACACGAUGUCGCGCACUAUCAUGUCGUACAUCACUUCUUCCCCAAAAUGCCCUUCUACCAUGGACCCGAAGCUACACAGCAUCUCAAGGCAUUCUUAGGACCGCACUAUCGUUCGUCAGACGAGCCCGUGUUUCAAGCACUAUGGAAAAGCUAUAACGACUGCCAGUUCGUUGAAGAUGAAGGCGAUGUCCUUUUUUAUAGAGAUAAACAGGGCCGUGCUGUCGUUAGGGCCGAGGACGAAAUGUAG
Messenger RNA from Guyanagaster necrorhizus, 1233 nucleotides. RefSeq lists its product as uncharacterized. The record is from RefSeq and is a predicted model, not a curated record. Lineage: Eukaryota; Fungi; Basidiomycota; Agaricomycetes; Agaricales; Physalacriaceae. The transcript is spliced from 5 exons. The coding region runs from base 1 to 1233 and encodes 410 amino acids. Gene Ontology annotation, biological process: lipid metabolic process. Gene Ontology annotation, molecular function: oxidoreductase activity.